UUCGAGAUUCCUCCUCCAUCCCGUCGUGCAAAGCGGCGCUCGCAAUAUGGCGGCUUCCAUGCGACUAAAUAUAGUUAAGGGGGUAUCAUGUUUGCUGAAUGUUGCCCGUUGUGCUCCAUCUUCUCUUGUGAUCCCAGUAAGGACCAAGAAACGACUUAAACUUCCCUCUAGGAUCUAUGAUUCUUUGGACCAACAGCAAAAACACUUAAAAGCUAAAAUGGCGAUGCCUGAAGAUAAGCUAUCACAGUAUAUCACUAUUACCUGCACAAGGGGGAUCUUUGAACCUUACGUUCCUCCAGAAGGAGAUGCCCGUAUGUCGAUGUUAUCUAAGGAAGGUCUGUUGCAAAGGACAGAGAAAUUGAGGAAUACUGCAAAAUCUUACACAUCGUAUAAUCCGAAAAUAAGGGCGAGUGAUCCUGACUUCCGCAUCAAAACCUUUGCAGAGAAAGCCCAAGGAAUCUAUAUUGAGGCACACAAUAAUCUGGCCAAUUUUAAUGAGGAGAAACUCCACACUCUAGUGACUGAACACUGUUACCCGGAAAUGGUACAAGGAAAUGAACAUAAGACCAUUCGAUGGAGAUUUCUGGAAUCAUUGGAGCCCCCUAGAGUGGUCCAGGUGCGAUGCCCAACUCUGCUGAACGAGGAUCUUUUGUAUGGGCAAGUGACAGUUCGAAUUCACCUUCGACAGAUUUUAGCUAUCUAUGAUCAGUUUGGGAGGCUUAUGUAUGGAAGUGAACAGAUACCAAAGGAUAUUCUGGAAUAUGCUGUGUUUGAAAAACAUUUGCUACACAAAACUGGCCAGUGGAGAUUACAUGACAAGAUUGUUCCAUCCUGGGCGCCUCCAAAAGAUCCUCUAAUCAAGACUGUUAUGAUCCCAGGACCAACCGUGACACCUUCGGAAGCUUAAGGAAGAAUCAUCAAGAGGUGCCACAUCCACAUAUUUAAUGCAACAAAUAAGAAGACCAAAAAAAAAAAAAACAGGAAGAUAGAAUUGGAUAUGUUGGGCGAGCUUCUUAUGUGUUAUGCCUCUGGUUAAAUUAUGAGGUAUAUAUCAAGCUGUAUAAUCCCUAUAUUAUUCCAUUUUUCAGUCUUCCUUGCUAGAAUAAUUGAUGUGUACUUUGCGAUAUUGGUUGUAUAUUGUUACUUUUUGAUUAAUAAAGUAAUAGAUUUUAAGAUACAAAAACCUAAUCAACUUUUAUUUUACAAUCCACUGAAAUCCACAGGGUCAGGAGCUUUCUCUGAUUUCAUAGAUGUAAGGGUAGUGACAGUUUCUUGAAUUAAAAAAAAUAUGGUACUUAUGUAGCUAGUAAUCUCAUAUUCUACAUUUUUAAAUCAUCUAUAUCCUUUGUAGAUGAUUUAGAAAUUAUGGUUUGGAAUAAAGUUUUUAAAAGUUUUAAAUAGGUUUGAAGAUUGCAUACUCAGUCCUAUAUAAACUGUGGUAGGCAAAGUACUAAAAAGUCUUUUUUGCAAAUAACAUUUAUUAAAUUUGUGUUUAGCAGGUACCAAAAUUCUGUAUCACUCAGCAGCUUGAUGGGAGACAUACAGAAUUCAAUUCUUAAAAGUGAAAAUAAAAAAGAAAUAAAGCUCAA
Molecule: messenger RNA, 1589 nt
Organism: Thamnophis elegans (Western terrestrial garter snake)
Lineage: Eukaryota; Metazoa; Chordata; Lepidosauria; Squamata; Natricidae
Gene: MRPL45
Product: mitochondrial ribosomal protein L45
Cellular component (GO): mitochondrion
Source: RefSeq, a predicted model, not a curated record